CGGCGGCCACACCCCAACGCCGAGCGUCUCCAUUUUGGCGGCGCAGGUGGAGACUCGACGAAAACCCGCGGAGUAGCGGAGCGGAGUCAGCAGAACUGUGAGGGCCGAAUCGGCUCACCGCACUUUCUCCCUUCCUUCCUCCGCCCGCAGAAGCCGGGGGCUCUCAUGGCGGGCUUGGAGGUACUGUUCGCGUCGGCGGCGCCGGCCAUCACCUGCGCGCAGGACGCGCUCGUCUGCUUCCUGCACUGGGAGGUGGUCACGCAUGGCUACUACGGCUUGGGUGCCGGCGACCAGCCGGGUCCCAAUGAUAAGAAAUCAGAACUGCUGCCGGCGGAAUGGAACAACAAUAAAGACCUGUAUGUCCUCCGGUAUGAGUCAAAGGAUGGGUCCAGAAAGCUCCUUGUGAAGGCUGUCACUGUGGAGAACAGCAUGAUCAUCAAUGUGCUGGAACAUGGCUCACAGCAAGUGUCAGACUUGACCCUGAACUUGAAUGAUUAUAUCGAUUCAGAACACCUGGUUGACUUCCACAGGGUCUACAAGAAGAGUGAGGAACUUCGGUCUCGUCUUGUGUCUGGGAUCAUCACACCUAUCCAUGAGCAUUGCGUCAAGGCUAGUGUGAGUCCCCACCAGGAGUUUCCCCCUGCCACUGCCAGAGAGGUGGACCCACUCCGGAUUCACCCACACCACCCACAUACCAGCCGGCAGCCUCCCUGGUGUGAUCCUCUGGGCCCGUUUGCUGUUGGGGGAGAGGACCUAGACCCCUUUGGGUGUCGGAGAGGUGGCAUGAUCGUGGAUCCCCUGAGAUCCGGCUUCCCAAGAGCACUUAUUGACCCAUCAUCGGGCCUCCCAAACCGGCUUCCUCCAGGCGCUGUGCCCCCGGGAGCACGCUUUGACCCCUUUGGACCCAUUGGGACCAGCCCAUCUGGACCUGACCCAGACCAUCUCCCCCCGCCGGGCUACGAUGACAUGUACCUGUGAAGGCCUCAAGAAUGUAACAUCCCAGCCUUCCCUCUACUCUCCUGGAGCUGCCACUGCUGGCCCCAUCAGCAACCGUUUUCUUGUGGGUUGGGGGCAAGGGACUCUGCCCAUGGGUUUGCAGGCCAGCUGGGAUUGCCUCCCCACCCCCUACCAGGGCCAAGGUACCUGCCGCAGCUGUCCACCUGGCUGCAUAUAGGUCCCAAAGAGAAAUCAGUGUCUCUCAGCACCAGCUCCUCCCCACUUCCCAGGGGAGACUCCGGCAACAUAUACCCUCGACCCGAUGCAGUCCCAGUUGCAGCACUGUAAGAACAGAACACAUUUUGGAUGUUAUUAUUAAGAACCAAAUGUCAAUACAAAAAUCAUGUUGCCAGUCUCCCACUCUUCUUUGCUGCUCAGUUCCUUCUAUUUAUGUGACUUGAGAGUUUGAAUCUGAGGGGCUAAAUGACUCUUUUUUCCUACCCAGGGCCUGUUCUUGCUUCUCAGGCACCUUCCUUUCAUAAAUUGCUCUUGCUCCUGACCCCAAUAAGAUGGGUCCCAGUCUGGCUUCAUGGAUGAAAAUGAGUGACUGGAAACCCCAUAGGCCACAAGGAUGACUUUCACAGGGACGGGCACAUUGUGGAAAGACUGCAUCAUUCUGAAAAGGGCAAAAUCUUCCAGUUCUGCUUGUCUGAGCCAGUCCUCUGGGUCCCUCUGUGCCUGGGCAGUGGCAGCCUACGAACAGAGGAAUAAACAGAACAGACAUGAA
Molecule: messenger RNA, 1723 nt
Organism: Physeter macrocephalus (sperm whale)
Lineage: Eukaryota; Metazoa; Chordata; Mammalia; Artiodactyla; Physeteridae
Gene: PSMF1
Product: proteasome inhibitor subunit 1
Exons: 7
Coding region: 166-978 (270 amino acids)
Biological process (GO): proteasome-mediated ubiquitin-dependent protein catabolic process
Molecular function (GO): proteasome binding; endopeptidase inhibitor activity
Source: RefSeq, a predicted model, not a curated record